GCUGGAAGUGGCUUGUACAUCUGCUGGGGAGAUGGUAGUUCUUGCAUGAGAAGCUCCAGUUAUUUCCUAUAGAACUAUUUUUUUCUAAUGUGCUGGAAACUGUAAUAUGGCGAAGCAAGAAGAAAACAGCAAGAGGAAACCUGGUGAACCAAGGAAAUUUGAUCCGAAGUUCAGAGGUCCUAUUCACAACAGGCAUUGUACAGAUGUUCUCUGCUGUAUAAUCUUCAUAGUGGUCAUUCUUGGCUACAUCGUAUUAGGAAUUGUGGCCUGGAUCCAUGGUGACCCCAGAAAAGUGGCUUACCCAACCGACAGCUAUGGACAGUUCUGUGGCCAGAAAGAAACUCCAAAUGAGAACAAGACCAUUUUAUUUUAUUUUAACAUUCUGAAAUGUGCCAGUCCCAUAGUGCUAAUAAACCUACAGUGCCCUACCACACAGCUCUGUGUCUCCAAGUGCCCAGACAGGUUUGCAACCUACAUAGACAUGCAAGCUUCGUACAGAUACAAUAAAAGCUACUGGGAAUACUACAGGCAGUUCUGCAAGCCUGGUUUUAAUAAGCCUUGGAAGUCUGUUGCACAAGUUCUCCGGGACGAAGAUUGCCCAUCGAUGAUCAUUCCAAGCAGGCCUUUUCUAAAAAGAUGUUUCCCUGACUUCUCGACAAAAAAUGGUGUUUUAACAGUAGCAAAUCGAACAACAUUCAAAGAUGGAAAGGGAAAGACAAGGAAUGUCACAGAUCUCAGGGAAGCCGCUAAUGGUAUCAAUAACGUCCUUGAUGCGAGGUCGGUUGGAAUGAAAAUUUUCGAAGAUUAUGCGAGUUCUUGGCAUUGGAUUUUAAUAGGCCUGUUUAUUGCCAUGAUUGUUAGUUUGCUGUUCCUCGUCCUUUUGAGGUUCACGGCUGGUGUGCUUUUCUGGAUCUUCAUCUUUGGUGUGAUUGGAAUCAUAGGAUAUGGAAUCUGGCAUUGUUACUGGGAGUACAACCACCUUUGGGGAAAACCUGGAUCUGACCUCACAAUCUAUGACAUUGGAUUUCAGACCGAUUUCAGAGUCUACCUUCAACUGAGGCAAACAUGGCUAGGAUUUAUGAUAUUACUUUGCAUCGUUGAAGUCAUCAUCAUCCUGAUGCUCAUCUUCCUGAGAAAUCGCAUCCGGAUUGCCAUUGCAUUGCUGAAGGAGGGGAGUAGGGCCAUUGGAUACAUCAUGACUGCGUUAUUCUAUCCAAUUAUUACUUUCAUUCUCAUUGCAAUCUGCAUCUCCUACUGGGCAGUGACGGCGGUUUUCUUGGCUACAUCAGGAGAACCUGUAUAUAAAGUCAUGGCCAAUCAGUGCAAAUACGCAAAUCUGACCUGCAAUCCUGAGACUUUUAAUACAACAAACGUGACGAAACUCUGUGCAGGAGCUCAAUGUACUUUUGCUUUCUACGGGGGAGAAAGCCUGUAUCAUAGAUACAUUUUCAUCUUCCAACUCUGCAAUGCAUUUGUCUUUCUGUGGCUGGUGAACUUCGCAAUUGCAUUGGGUCAGUGUACCCUUGCUGGUGCCUUUGCUUCUUAUUAUUGGGCCUUUAAAAAGCCCGUUGACAUGCCACCGUGUCCACUCUUUUCUUCAUUUGGACGAGCCAUACGCUAUCAUACAGGUUCCCUAGCAUUUGGAUCUUUAAUUCUUGCAAUCGUUCAAAUGAUUAGAGUUGUCCUGGAGUACUUGGACCAUAAACUUAAAGGUACCCAGAAUUCCUUCACUAAGUUCCUGCUGUGCUGCCUCAAAUGCUGUUUCUGGUGUUUGGAAAGGUUCAUAAAGUUUAUAAACAGAAACGCUUAUAUCAUGAUUGCUAUAUAUGGUAAAAACUUCUGCACCUCAGCAAAGGAUGCUUUCUUUCUCUUGAUGAGGAAUGUCGUGAGAGUUGCCGUGCUGGACAAAGUUACUGACUUCUUGUUAUUCCUGGGGAAGAUUCUUGUUGCUGGUGGUGUAGGUGUCCUAGCCUUCUUCUUCUUCACACGUAGAAUACCAUUAUUCACACAAGAAGCACCGUCAUUAAAUUAUUACUGGGUACCUCUGCUAACAGUCAUUAUUGGAUCUUACCUAGUUGCACAUGGGUUCUUCAGCGUCUAUGCAAUGUGUGUUGAUACCCUUUUCCUCUGUUUCUUGGAAGAUUUAGAAAGACACGAUGGCUCUGCAGAAAGACCCUUUUACAUGAGUAAAUCUCUGAGGAAGAUUUUGAACAAGCAAAAUGUACAAACUAAGAAGCAGUAGAAAUACAAACUGUAGUAACCACUCAGUAACGUGUGAUUUUUCUUCUCCUUGCUAUGUAUGUGUGAAACACUUCACUGAGCGCAUUGUGAUGUUCUCAACACUGUAGAUCACUUGUUGGCUUUAUUUGCAUGUUUUAUACCAAAGCUUAUAAUAUGUGAAGCCAUCAGAAGCCGGACGGGAAUCGUUAAAAGCAAAUGGGAACAUUUUUUAUACUAAGAUCUUUCGUUGAUUUGUAAUUAGCUUUUAAUUCUAGUGGCUUGGAUGUUUCGAAUCUAACGGUGAAGAUGCUAGUACUUUUAAAUAGUAGCAAAAAAAAUGACAUUUACGGCAUUUAUAAGUACCGAUUGAUAAAAAUGAAAAAAUCACUUUCCGCAGGAAGACUAUUAGGUUUAAUUAAAAAAAAAAUCUCCACCAACUACCCCACCCACCCCCCGCCCAAGCAAAUUCUACUCUGUGUGCUUCUUCCUGUUGAUAUACAGAAAAUUUCCUUUUAAACAGUUGCUAAUCAUCCAGCCUUUCCUCCUGUGCUCUCUCUCUCUCUCUGACAAAGUGCCUUACUGGCUGUUUAAUAUGACCCAGCUUUUACGGGCAAGUUUACAAAACAUUGUGAAAACCCAAAACUGGAAUGUUUAGGUAUGAAAACAAGUCUUCUUCCAUUUGUUUUAGAAUCAUUGGUGGAAAUUUAGUUGUCUUUUCAAAUACUGUAUUUUCAAUGUCACUAUAUACAAUACAUUAUUAUGUGGCAUAUUACCAGUCCAAUUUCCCUUGCACUUAAUGUACAAUCAUGAAUAUGUACUAUAUGCAAGAAAGAAAGCCUAAAAAGAUACUUGUUUUGUUAAAUAUACAGAAUUAUUGGAUUUUCAGUUGGAAAUGUUGAAAGAUAUGAUGGGUGUAAUAUGGAAUUCAAUAUCAUCAUUAAAUAGAAAGAAAAGGAAACUAGUAGGAUAUCUUUUAUCAGUGGAAAGUAUGAACACAAAUGUCAUGUAUUGUAGAUGCUUCAUUUUAAAAUUCAUUUACUGUCAUAAAAUAGUGUUUUAUAUACAACCUUUCAUUUUCUAACUUUUGAUACAAAAUACCUUGUUCACUUGUAAUAAGGUGUUACUUUUUACUACGCUAGUGCAACCAGGACCAUAAUUUCUUCUUCAAAUACAAGUAAUCUUACUAGUAUUACUAACAUUAAGGAAGUGAGUUUGGUGUGUUAUUUCAUGUUAUCAAAAUGGUCCAUAGAACGUUCAUCCUGAAUAAACACUUGUAAAUCUCAUAACUGUAAUUUAUUAAAGUUUGGAAAAUGAGUACGUUUCACCUAUUAUCCCAUUUAUGUUUAAAUGUAAUUGGAGAAUAUUCUCAUGCCAAAAACAAAUUCACAUGAGCACAUGAAAGUCUGAGCUCUAUAAUCUGUGUGCUUCUGCUGUGCAGAAAUAUUAGGAAUAUAUUGUCUAAAUAUCUUUGAUAACUAAAACGUUUAAUAUUUAAUGAAAUUUGUUGUUACUCAUUGUUUUAAAGCUAUUUGGGUUUUUUCUUCUAAUAAAGAUUUAGAUAAGAAA
This is a messenger RNA of Ornithorhynchus anatinus (platypus), 3786 nucleotides long. RefSeq names its product solute carrier family 44 member 5 (gene SLC44A5). Lineage: Eukaryota; Metazoa; Chordata; Mammalia; Monotremata; Ornithorhynchidae. The record is from RefSeq and is a predicted model, not a curated record. Gene Ontology annotation, biological process: transmembrane transport. Gene Ontology annotation, molecular function: transmembrane transporter activity. The transcript has 22 exons. Bases 107 to 2242 code for a protein of 711 amino acids. Gene Ontology annotation, cellular component: membrane.